Lycium barbarum (goji berry) is the source of this 2296-nucleotide messenger RNA. RefSeq names its product calcium-dependent protein kinase 10-like. The record is from RefSeq and is a predicted model, not a curated record. Gene Ontology annotation, biological process: peptidyl-serine phosphorylation; protein autophosphorylation; intracellular signal transduction. The transcript is spliced from 7 exons. Gene Ontology annotation, cellular component: cytoplasm; nucleus. Bases 201 to 1820 code for a protein of 539 amino acids. Lineage: Eukaryota; Viridiplantae; Streptophyta; Magnoliopsida; Solanales; Solanaceae. Gene Ontology annotation, molecular function: calcium-dependent protein serine/threonine kinase activity; calmodulin binding; ATP binding.
UUAUUCAAAAAACUACUAACUCCCCAACUGACCCCCGUUUUCUUUUUCUUUCUCUCUCUCACGAAAUCCUGAAAAUAGCACUACUCCCAUUAGUCUUUGCCGUGCCAUGUCCUCUUUCUCCACCUCCAGCCACCACCUCAACAACCACCUCUAGCCACCACUUUUAACAUCAAAACAACCCAUUUGAUCACUUCAUCAAUAUGGGUAACUGUAACACUUGCAUAAGACCAGAAGAAGCAUCCAAAACCAAUCGUCAAACAACACAACCUAAGAAACUAAGAGAACGUAGACCAAACCCAUACUCAGGUUCACCUGCCCCGAUCCGUGUACUCAAAGACUUCUUCCCUAAAACACGAAUAUCCGAUAAAUAUAUUCUAGGACGUGAACUUGGUCGGGGUGAAUUUGGAGUCACCUAUCUUUGUACAGACAGGGAAACACGUGAAGCUCUAGCAUGCAAAUCCAUUUCCAAGAAGAAGCUAAGAACAGCUGUUGAUAUCGAAGAUGUUAGAAGAGAAGUUGCUAUUAUGUCAAGUUUGCCUGAUCACUCUAAUAUUGUUAAGUUGAGAGCUACUUAUGAAGAUAAUGAAGCUGUGCAUCUUGUUAUGGAGUUGUGUGAAGGUGGAGAGUUGUUUGAUAGAAUUGUAGCUAGAGGGCAUUAUAGUGAAAGAGCUGCAGCUGGGGUUGCUAGAACUGUAGCUGAGGUUGUAAGGAUGUGUCAUGCUAAUGGUGUUAUGCAUAGGGAUUUGAAACCUGAGAAUUUUCUGUUUGCUAAUAAGAAAGAACACUCUGCUCUUAAGGCCAUUGAUUUUGGCCUAUCUGUGUUUUUCAAGCCUGGGGAAAGAUUCUCUGAGAUUGUGGGAAGUCCAUACUACAUGGCACCAGAGGUGUUGAAGCGGAAUUAUGGACCAGAGGUUGAUAUUUGGAGUGCUGGUGUCAUCCUUUAUAUUUUGUUAUGCGGGGUUCCUCCAUUUUGGGCUGAAACUGAACAAGGGGUUGCUCUUGCAAUUUUGAGAGGAGUGAUUGAUUUUAAAAGGGAACCAUGGCCUCAAGUUUCUGAUAAGGCAAAAAAUCUUGUAAGACAGAUGCUGGAACCAGACCCCAAGAAGCGGUUGACAGCCCAACAGGUCCUUGAUCACCCCUGGAUACAAAAUGCAAAAAAAGCUUCAAAUGUUCCACUGGGAGAUAUUGUUAGGACCAGACUGAAGCAAUUUUCUAUCAUGAACAGAUUCAAAAAGAGAGCAUUGCGGGUCAUUGCCGAACACUUAAAACUUGAAGAGAUUGAAGUAAUCAGAGAGAUGUUUGCAUUGAUGGACUCUGAUGGUGAUGGGAAAAUAACAUAUGAUGAACUAAAGACCGGACUUAGAAAAGUCGGUUCCCAGUUGGCAGAAGCAGAGAUGAAGUUGCUGAUGGAUGUGGCUGAUGUUGAUGGAAAUGGAGUUCUGGACUAUGGGGAGUUUGUAGCAGUUAUAAUCCACUUACAGAGAAUGGAAAAUGAUGAGCAUUUUCGUAGAGCAUUUAUGUUCUUUGACAAGGAUGGAAGUGGUUAUAUUGAGCUUGAUGAGCUACGAGAAGCUUUAGCAGAUGAAUCAGGAGCAUGCGACACUGAUGUACUGAAUGAGAUCAUGCGCGAAGUUGAUACGGACAAGGAUGGGCAAAUCAGUUAUGAGGAGUUUGUAGCAAUGAUGAAGGCAGGAACUGAUUGGAGAAAGGCAUCUCGUCAAUACUCAAGAGAAAGAUUCAAAAGCUUAAGUGUUAAUCUAAUGAAGGAUGGGUCUCUACAGCUUCAGGAUGUGCUCAGUGGCCAAACAGUCGUUGUUUAAGUUAAAAAGGCUUCAGUUACUAUUCUAAUGAUUUCCAUUGGUUGUUUUAAUGGGUUUGGAUCAUAGCAAAUCAAAGCAAAUCUGAUCAUCGAUAUUCCAAUUCUUGGAAAAUAUUGAUAUUCAGAAGAUCAGAUCUUUGAGAGUGCGAUUCGGAGUAUUAUGUGGGUACGCUUGGGUUGUACUGCUGGGACUUUUUUCUUGGAUAUAUGGGAAAUGAAGAAGGGUUUGAAGUUGGGUGGAUGACAUGUAGAUUAAUGCUUUGUUUUAAGGCUUUUGUAGGGUUUUUUUUUUUUUUUUUUUAACAGAAGUUUUACAUAUUUGUCCCACUUUUGUAUAUGUGUUGCAAACUUACAAUUGCUUUUAAGUAAAGAUUUGUAUUUAUGAUUUCCUGAGACUGCACAGGCUGCAUAUAAACUCUUACUGCACAUGUCCUGCCUCCGAAUGAAUGAAAAUUUCCUUUGAGUUUGUGUUUUGCA